AUGGCUCUCAACUUGACAUCCUCCCGCAGGGCUCUGGGCUCCCUCAAGCCCCUCACUCGUGCCGCUUUCUCAGGUGUCCGCGGCUAUGCCACCGCAGAGCCUGAUCUCAAGGCCACUCUGCGCGAGGCCAUCCCCGCCAAGCGCGAGCUCCUCAAGAAGGUCAAGGCCCACUCCAACAAGGUCCUCGGCGAGGUCAAGGUCGAGAACACCCUCGGCGGCAUGCGCGGUCUCAAGGCCAUGGUCUGGGAGGGUUCCGUCCUCGACGCCAACGAGGGCAUUCGCUUCCACGGCCGCACCAUCAAGGACUGCCAAAAGGAGCUGCCCAAGGGAAAGACGGGAACCGAGAUGCUCCCCGAAGCCAUGUUCUGGCUGCUCCUCACCGGCCAGGUUCCCUCUGUGAACCAGGUCCGCACAUUCUCUCGUGAACUCGCGGAGAAGGCGCAGAUUCCAGAGUUUAUCUCAAAGAUGCUUGAUAACUUCCCCAAGGAUCUUCAUCCCAUGACACAGUUCGCCAUGGCUGUUUCUGCGCUCAACUACGAGUCCAAGUUCGCCAAGGCGUAUGAGCAGGGUCUUAACAAGGCUGAUUACUGGGAGCCUACUUUUGACGAUUGUAUCUCGUUGUUGGCCAAGCUUCCUACCAUUGCUGCCAAGAUCUACCAGAAUGCUUACCGUGGUGGUGGUGCUCUGCCUGCUGAGGUUGAUCUUGAGCAGGAUUGGUCGUACAACUUUGCUGCUAUGCUUGGAAAGGGUGGAAAGGAGAAUGAGAACUUUCAGGAUCUUCUGAGACUCUACCUCGCUCUUCAUGGUGAUCAUGAGGGUGGCAAUGUUUCUGCCCACGCCACUCACCUUGUCGGAAGUGCUCUGUCGGAUCCUUUCCUGUCUUACAGUGCUGGUCUCCAGGGUCUCGCUGGACCUCUUCACGGUCUCGCCGCUCAGGAGGUUCUCCGAUGGAUCAUCCAGAUGAAGGAAGCCAUCCCUGCCAACUACACCGAGCAAGACGUCAACGACUAUCUCUGGUCUACCCUCAACUCAGGCCGCGUCGUCCCCGGCUACGGCCACGCCGUCCUCCGCAAGCCCGACCCCCGCUUCGAAGCCCUGAUGGACUACGCCGCCGCGCGCCCCGAGAUCGCCAACGACCCCGUCUUCCAGCUCGUCGAGAAGAACAGCCGCAUCGCCCCCGAGGUCCUCAAGAAGCACGGCAAGACCAAGAACCCCUACCCCAACGUCGACAGCUCCUCUGGCGUCCUGUUCCACCACUAUGGCUUCCACGAGACGCUGUACUACACUGCUACCUUUGGCGUCUCUCGUGGUCUCGGACCUCUGGCUCAGUUGAUCUGGGACCGGGCUCUGGGUCUGCCUAUUGAGAGACCUAAGAGCAUUAACCUUGAGGGCAUUCUUAAGCAGGUUGAGGGUCAAUAA
Molecule: messenger RNA, 1419 nt
Organism: Fusarium tjaetaba
Lineage: Eukaryota; Fungi; Ascomycota; Sordariomycetes; Hypocreales; Nectriaceae
Product: citrate synthase 2
Exons: 3
Coding region: 1-1419 (472 amino acids)
Biological process (GO): carbohydrate metabolic process; citrate metabolic process; tricarboxylic acid cycle
Cellular component (GO): mitochondrial matrix
Molecular function (GO): 2-methylcitrate synthase activity
Source: RefSeq, a predicted model, not a curated record